AUGAAGAACCACUUGUUGCUCACGCAUGAAAAACUUGAUGUUGGUGCUAUCAAUAAUUUGGUAACUGCCGGCAGCUGUGGAGCCAUAUCGCUGUUUGUUGGCACAACUCGUGAUAAUUUCGAGGAUAAGAAAGUCGUCUCUCUAGAAUAUGAAGCAUAUGAGCCUAUGGCUAUCAAGGAAAUGGAAAGUAUAUGCGGGCAGCUAAGACAAAAUUGGUCGGAUAUUGUUAACAUUGCCAUCUUUCAUCGUUUGGGUUUAGUUCCGGUAAGCGAGGCAAGUGUUGUUAUUGCUGUUUCCUCGCCACAUCGCAAAACAGCUUUGGAUGCCGUUUCCAUGGCCAUAGAAGAACUCAAGAAACGUGUACCAAUUUGGAAGAAAGAAAAAUACGAAGGCGACGAGGGUUCUUGGAAGGAGAACAAAGAAUGCCAGUGGUUAAGCAAGGAAAAAGAUGUUAUAUAGCAUAAUAUAUAUUGUAUUUUAUAUAUCUUUUGAUUCAUGUUGCUUCUUUGAAAAUUUGUUAAAGUUUUUGUAGUUGUAGUGCAAUAAAAUAAAUUUUCAUAUUGAA
This is a messenger RNA of Musca domestica (house fly), 565 nucleotides long. RefSeq names its product molybdopterin synthase catalytic subunit. Bases 1 to 459 code for a protein of 152 amino acids. The record is from RefSeq and is a predicted model, not a curated record. Gene Ontology annotation, biological process: Mo-molybdopterin cofactor biosynthetic process. Gene Ontology annotation, molecular function: molybdopterin synthase activity. The transcript has a single exon. Gene Ontology annotation, cellular component: cytosol. NCBI's taxonomy places the organism in Eukaryota, Metazoa, Arthropoda, Insecta, Diptera, Muscidae.